GGGAAGCGGGGAAAGACUGGGGAGGGGCUGAGCUGAAAAUUUGAAGGGACGUGGCCCGCUUAAAAAUCGCCCUUCUGUUGUUAUGUUUAGAAGAGAGGAAGUUUCUACUGUGUACUUCUAUGGUGUCCACGCUGAUCUGUUGAUACUUCCUUUGUAACUCCAUGGUAAAACAGCUUCUGAGAGUAUCAGUUUGGUUACCACAUCAUCUGGAUCCAUUUUAAGAAAAUGUGGACUGCUAAAAGUCUUUUUAGUGCUCAAAUACUGUUGCUUCAGUUGAAAGAAGGCAGAUUGUGUAGUUGGAUGUUUCCAAAAACUCAGCAGUUCUGGAUUGGAGUUCUAAACUAUUGCACCAUAAGAGCGCCACAUAACAGAGUUAAAUUCCAGGUUUCCAAGGUAAAUGAUAAACAAUCAGUAGUAGAUACAAGAAUGGCUACUAGUGCAGAGGUAACUAAAAAAGCUGCUGGAAAAAGUCCCAGUGGAGUAUGUGAUGGAAGCCAACAUUCAUUAGAAGCAAAAAUGAAACAUAUCAAUCUGUCAUUUGCAGCUUGUGGUUUUCUGGGUAUUUACCACUUGGGGGCAGCAGCUGCUUUUUACAGACAUGGUAAGAAGUUACUGAAAGUUGUGAAAGCUUUUGCAGGAGCUUCUGCGGGAUCACUGGCUGCCACUGUCUUAUUAGCAGUACCAGAAAAUAUAGAGAAGGGUAAGCAGUUUGCCUAUGGAUUUGCAGAGGAAGUUAGAAAAUUGGACUUUGGUGCUGUAACGCCUGGUUAUGAUUUUAUGAAAACGCUUAGGGAAGGCAUAGAGUCUAUUCUUCCUUCAAAUGCUCAUGAGAUAGCUGAGAACCGGCUCUAUGUGUCAGUCACUAACACCAAAAAUGGGGAAAAUCACUUGAUUUCAAAUUUUGCCUCCAGGGAGGACCUCAUUAAGGUCCUGCUAGCAAGUAGUUUUGUACCAGUAUAUGCAGGAAUUAAGCCAGUGGAAUAUAAAGGAGAGAAGUGGGUUGAUGGUGGCCUUACCAAUGGCCUUCCUAUCUUGCCUGUUGGAAGAACUGUGACGAUUUCUCCUUUCAGCGGUCGAUUAGAUAUUUGUCCACAAGAUAAAGGACGUGUGGAUCUUUAUGUUAAAUUUGCAAAACAAGAUAUAAUGCUGUCUCUGGCCAACCUAGUAAGACUUAAUCAAGCUUUGUUCCCACCAAACCAGGAGAAAAUGGAAUCAUUGUACCAAAAUGGAUUUGAUGAUGCUGUACGAUUUUUACUGAAAGAAAACUGGUUUGAAUAGAUGGUACACAGAAAAUUAACAAAACCUGAUGGCUGUCAAAACACAGCUACAGGCAUCCUACAGAGUGUCAGGGAUUGCUGUCCCAAUCCUGUUUAUGAAAAUGAAAGUCCCAGUGGAAUUGCAUCUGCUUCUGCCGAGAAAGUAUCAGUUGCACUCCAAAGACCUGUAUGAACAUGUCACAAUGGGAGUUGUACUUGCCUGGUAGUUGUCUUGUUUUGAGGAGGUUCAAGCUUUGAUCCAUUUUGCUUCAGCUGAGGACUUGAGUGUGGGAUUUGUAAAACGCUCAUGUUGCCAUAAUUACAGAAAUUUGGAAAAGUCUUUUUCAGUGUUAUUUGAGAGACAAAUCGACAUUGUACCAUGAAAAAUUACAAUCUGUAUUGUUCACUUAAUGUAAUAGUUGUGCGUGCUAAUUGGAUGCUUGCAAUGUUGCUGAUCUAAUACAUAUCUUGCAGUGUUCUAAAGGACUUGAACACGUAGCACUAGCCACAAGAAAUAAACCAUUUGCACUCUUUUACUCUGGUAUUUGUAUUUUUUAACAUUAAAAGUUCUUGCCUUUUUCAGUGAAUGUGGUCUUUUAAAAUUCGAAAUACUAAUUGAAAUUUGUAACAGAAGUGUGAUGUUUGAA
Molecule: messenger RNA, 1903 nt
Organism: Gymnogyps californianus (California condor)
Lineage: Eukaryota; Metazoa; Chordata; Aves; Accipitriformes; Cathartidae
Gene: PNPLA4
Product: patatin like phospholipase domain containing 4
Exons: 9
Coding region: 226-1278 (350 amino acids)
Biological process (GO): triglyceride catabolic process; lipid homeostasis
Cellular component (GO): membrane; cytoplasm; lipid droplet
Molecular function (GO): retinyl-palmitate esterase activity; triacylglycerol lipase activity
Source: RefSeq, a predicted model, not a curated record